CUAAUGGCGGCGGGCGCGGCGGGGCGGGAGGCUGGCCCUCCUGCAGGUUCUAUCGACUGUGGGUUCGAGUCCGGACACCGCCCCGUUGGCCUCGGAUCGGUCACUGCCGUCUCUGGCCUCAGUGUCCUCGUCGUUAAAUGGGCUGGAUAACGCCCACCUGGAGGCCUGGCGCCAUGGGGCCUGCCGCGGUGCUGCGCGAACGUGUGCUUUGCCUUCCUCCAUUAACUCCCGGCGCCCGGGAAAGCUGCCAUCCUCUGGCAGGGCCGGGAGGUUCCCACGCCUGAAUUCACAUUUCGGCCCUGUCACUCACUGCAGGUGUGACCUUGGGAUGGAACCAGGUGAGGAGCUGGAGGACGAGGACUCUCCAGGUGGUCGUGAAGAUGGCUUCACUGCUGAGCACCUGGCUGCAGAGGCCAUGGCAGCUGACAUGGACCCCUGGCUGGUGUUUGAUGCCCGCACCACACCUGCCACAGAGCUGGAUGCCUGGUUGGCCAAGUACCCACCAUCCCAAGUUACCCGCUACGGGGACCCUGGCUCGCCCAACUCUGAGCCCGUGGGCUGGAUUGCAGCAUACGGGCAGGGCUAUGUCCCCAACUCGGGUGAUGUGCAGGGCCUGCAGGUAGCCUGGGAGGCUCUGCAGACCAGCGGGCGGCCCAUCACGCCAGGUACCCUGCGCCAGUUGGCCAUCACCCACCAGGUGCUCUCUGGCAAAUGGCUGAUACACCUGGCACCUGGCUUCAAGCUGGACCACGCCUGGGCUGGCAUUGCUCGAGCCGUGGUCGAGGGCCGGCUUCAGGUGGCCAAGGUGAGCCCACGGGCCAAGGAGGGUGGGCGGCAGGUCAUCUGUGUUUAUACAGACGACUUCACGGACCGCUUGGGUGUACUGGAAGCAGAUGCAGCCAUCCGUGCAGCAGGCGUUAAGUGUCUGCUCACCUACAAACCUGACGUCUACACCUACCUGGGCAUCUACCGGGCCAACCGCUGGCACCUCUGCCCCACUCUCUAUGAGAGCCGUUUCCAGCUUGGGGGCAGCACCCGUGGUUCCCGUGUGCUGGACCGUGCCAACAAUGUGGAACUGACCUAGUGGGGCCAAAUGGGGGAGACCACCCUCUGCCGCCCCUGCUAGGGAUGGAUCCUCCUGUCUGUCUUCCCCUCCUUGUCCCAAGGAGGCUGAGCGUCCCCUGCUCUGAGGACUGGGUCACUCGGGAACUGCCUGCAUCUACGAACCCUUUGAACUUCUGUCCUGUGUUCAGGGCUGACUCAAGUCCCCACUGGCUGGAGGCUCUGGCUCCCUGAGUGCCAGACCUUCAGCCUCUCUAUUCGCUGCUGCGCCCCUUGGUCAUCCAGGACUACAGGCUGGGCGCGGACACCAGCAGGAGAGCCUUCCUUGGCCACACCCUCAGUUUUGGCUGUACCUCCCCCUCCUCCUGCAUCCUCCCCUUCUCUUCCUCCCUCACAGGAGAGAAAACCUAGUGCUUCCAGUCCCUCUCCUUGGGGCCUUCACAGUCCAGCGGGCAGAGGCCCUGCAGGCCUGAGCAUGCCAUUUUGUUGGGGGUGGGUGGGUGAUUGUUCCACUCAGCUCCUGGCAGAGACAGGGGCUGCCAGGGCCAUGGAUACGGGGCCUGCCCCUCCCUGCCAUCUCAUAGCCCACACCACCUUCCUCCUUUCUUCAGCUACCUUGUCACAUGCCUGCUCCUGGCAUUUCAAUAAAACCCAGCUUGGGUCUGUGUCUUGAGUGUUUUUGAA
Lagenorhynchus albirostris (white-beaked dolphin) is the source of this 1746-nucleotide messenger RNA. It is a transcript of the gene C9H11orf68, whose product is annotated as chromosome 9 C11orf68 homolog. The transcript is spliced from 2 exons. The record is from RefSeq and is a predicted model, not a curated record. Lineage: Eukaryota; Metazoa; Chordata; Mammalia; Artiodactyla; Delphinidae. The coding region runs from base 329 to 1084 and encodes 251 amino acids.